Fusarium mangiferae is the source of this 1431-nucleotide messenger RNA. RefSeq names its product putative endoplasmic reticulum insertion protein SEC61. Bases 1 to 1431 code for a protein of 476 amino acids. Lineage: Eukaryota; Fungi; Ascomycota; Sordariomycetes; Hypocreales; Nectriaceae. Gene Ontology annotation, biological process: SRP-dependent cotranslational protein targeting to membrane, translocation; post-translational protein targeting to membrane, translocation. Gene Ontology annotation, molecular function: ribosome binding; transmembrane protein transporter activity; signal sequence receptor activity. The transcript has 3 exons. The record is from RefSeq and is a predicted model, not a curated record. Gene Ontology annotation, cellular component: Sec61 translocon complex; membrane.
AUGAGUUCCCUACGAUUCCUCGAUCUGGUCAAGCCGUUCGUGCCGUUCCUCCCAGAGGUUCAGCAGCCGGAGACCAAGAUCCCCUUCAACCAGAAGCUCAUGUGGACGGCCCUCACCCUCCUCAUCUUCCUGGUCAUGAGCCAGAUGCCUCUCUACGGUAUCGUCUCCUCCGACAACUCGGAUCCUCUAUACUGGCUGCGAAUGGUCAUCGCGAGUAACCGUGGUACACUGAUGGAAUUGGGUAUCACCCCCAUCAUCUCCUCUGGCAUGGUUUUCCAGCUCCUUGCUGGCACCCACAUGAUCGACGUCAACCUUGACCUCAAGUCCGACCGCGAGCUCUACCAGACCGCCCAGAAGCUCCUGGCCUUCAUCCUCUCCGCCGGUACUGCUACUGUCUACGUCUUCUCCGGUCUCUAUGGACCUCCCUCCGACCUUGGUGCUGGUAUUGUCUUCCUCCUGAUCCUCCAGCUCGUUGUUGCCGGUAUGAUUGUCAUCCUCCUCGACGAGCUCCUCCAGAAGGGCUACGGUCUUGGCAGCGGUAUCUCUCUGUUCAUCGCCACCAACAUCUGCGAGUCCAUCAUGUGGAAGGCUUUCUCUCCCACCACCAUCAACACUGGCCGUGGUCCCGAGUUUGAGGGUGCCGUCAUUGCCCUCUUCCACCUCCUCAUGACCUGGCCCAACAAGCAGCGAGCUCUCCAGGAGGCUUUCUACCGCCAGAACCUCCCCAACAUCAUGAACCUCCUUGCCACCAUUGCCGUCUUCGCCGCUGUCAUCUACCUCCAGGGUUUCCGCGUCGAGAUCCCUGUCAAGUCUUCUCGCCAGCGUGGUGCUCGUGGAUCUUACCCCGUCCGCCUGUUCUACACCUCCAACAUGCCCAUCAUGCUGCAGUCCGCUCUUUCUUCCAACGUCUUCCUUAUCAGCCAGAUGCUCUAUUCCCGCUUCUCUGAGAACCUCCUUGUCCGUCUCUUCGGUGUCUGGGAGGCCAAGGAUGGUUCUUCUCAGCUCCACGCUACCUCUGGUCUCGUCUACUACAUGUCUCCUCCCCAGAACAUGAAGGAGGCUCUUCUCGACCCUAUCCACAUGAGCGCCUACAUCGUCUACAUGCUCGGUGCUUGUGCUCUCUUCUCCAAGACAUGGAUCGAGGUUUCUGGCUCCAGCCCUCGUGAUGUUGCCAAGCAGCUCAAGGAUCAGGGUCUCGUCAUGGCUGGUCACCGUGAUCAGUCCAUGUACAAGGAGCUCAAGCGCAUCAUUCCUACUGCCGCCGCCUUUGGUGGUGCCUGCAUUGGUGCGCUCUCCGUCACCAGUGACCUUUUGGGCGCUCUUGGUUCCGGUACCGGUACUCUCCUUGCUGUCACUAUCAUCUACGGUUACUUCGAAAUCGCCGCCAAGGAGGGUGACAUGGCCGGUAUGAAGGGCAUGAUUAUGGGCUAA